AGGUUUGCUCCGCACCGUAGAGCAAGCAGUCACAGGACAUGGUCCAUCAAUGAAUCUCCACACUGUAGAUGCUCCAAGCCGUUUGCUCCUGAAAUCUCCGAGGCUUUACAACGGCUCUGCGCUCCUCGGUGCAACGGGAUCUGAGCAAGGGCACGGGCUCUAACGGCGUGUGACAUUGUACCGAUAGCGAUUCGCGAGGGUGUUGACGGGUCCAGCCUGGCACUAUCUGAUAAGAAUAUCUGCGGAUUAGUACCCGUGGCGUCGUAGCUCGUUUCGGGAAACAUGAACCAGUGAUGAAGCACGACAGCGCCGCUUAUUCAACGGAACUCGCGGCCUACCUAGAUCCAUCAUCUUUUCCACAUCAUUGAAACAGUUUUGUAGUACUAAUUCACCGUUCCCUCGACUCGUUCGUGUCCACCGUUACUCAACGAAUCACGGAUUUCUUGUCCUCUUAUCCUCGCAGUUAGUUACCGCCUCAACGUAACAGUAGUCGUUUCGAACCCAGUCUAUACUGCGUAUAGGAAACCUCGCUAUUACCUCAUCAUGGCAAUGGCGCUGGCGCGCGAGCGGACAGUCUCCGCCUGCCUGCCUUCCGCCUACCGCCUCUCCUACCUCCUCUUCCGCACCAUUCACCGCCACACACGCGCCUCCGCCCCUUCCCCGUCCGCCGCUUCCCCUUGCGCCUCUGACCGCCCUAUUUCCUCCCCCUCUCCGCUUCUCCCCCUUCCACCAUCUGCGCUUCCGCCAUGCGGCGCAACAAGCAUCCCCGCUUUCCGCUUCGCCCCGCCUGCGCCUGGCGCUCUUCCUCAGCUCACUUCCGCCCCCGCCGCCUCUUCCGCCGACCUCCCCCCUCGCUAUUACUCCGCAGCCCCGCCAAACUCCCAACCGCAGGGGGUAGUCAGCGGUCUUGCCACACACGUCAGCCGAACCUUUCCCCGAACCUGUCUCUCCGAACCUGUCGGAACCUCCAGCUUCGGCAGCAGUACGGUCACGAGGUGCUUCAGCGCAGCAGCGGACGGCGAGGCGGGAGGCGCGGGGAGCAGUCAUCAUACUCAUCCGCAUAAUCAGGGAAUAGUCGGCGGCCCGGACGAUCGCGAGGUGGCUCUAGAUUCCGUAGUUAAAUUGUUCGCCGUCGCGAGCAGUCCCAACUACUGGCUCCCCUGGCAGAGCAAGCCGCAGCGCGAAGUAACCGGGUCCGGAUUCGUUGUGUCGGGACGGCGCAUCCUCACGAGUGCGCACGUGGUCGCGGACCACACGUUCGUACUCGUUAGAAGGCACGGAUCCCCUAAGAAGUUCCUCGCUACAGUGGAAGCGGUGGCGCACGACUGCGACCUGGCGCUGCUAUCAGUCAAAGACCCCGCGACCGUGGGGAAGGGGGAGGGGGGGAUCAACGGCGGGGGAAGCGGAGAUGCGCGCGCGGAUAGCGAGGAGUUUUGGGAGGGCAUGCACUCGCUAGAGCUGGGGGACGUGCCUCUGCUGCAGGAGUCGAUUGCGGUGGUGGGAUACCCGCAAGGUGGCGACAACAUCAGCAUAACGAUGGGCGUCGUUUCCAGAGUGGAGCCAACGCAGUACGUGCACAGCGCAGCCCACCUGCUGGCCAUUCAAAUCGACGCUGCUAUUAACCCUGGCAACAGCGGGGGGCCGGCUCUUAUCAUGGCGCCCGUUGCUCACGCACAGGGAGAUGGGGGGGAAGGGGGAGUAGGAGGAGGAGGGGGAAGUGUGGGGGCAGCAGGGGGAGGAGUUAUGGGGGGAGGGGUAUGGGGAGAGGGAGGGGCGAGGGGGGGUGCAGGAGGGGAGGGAGGGCAGCAGAUGGAGUACCGCGUGGCCGGCCUGGCGUUUCAGAACCUGUCAGGGGCGGAGAACAUCGGCUACAUUGUCCCAGUGCCUAUAAUCCGUCGGUUCCUAGCAGACGCGGCGUUGGGACACCGCCGCUUCCCGGGGUUCGCCUCCCUGGGGGUGUCGUGCCAACCGCUGGAGAACUGGCAGCUGCGGGCGCACCUCAAGAUGCCACGUGGCGCAACGGGAGUGGUUGUGAAUGCAGUGCAGCCGCUGAGCGACUCCAGCCGGUGGCUGAAGAAUGACGAUGUGUUGACAGCGUUUGAUGGCGUUCCCAUUGCCAAUGACGGCUCCAUAAUGUUUCGCAAGAGGGAGCGCCUGCCCUUUGACUACCUUGUGUCUCUCAAGCCCGUGGGCGAGACUGCCAGAGUGUCGGUGCUGCGGGGAGGCCAGCCCAUGGACUUCGACAUCCAGCUCAACCCGAUCCCAGCACUUGUCCCAGCGCAGCAGUUUGACAUCUCCCCCUCCUACUUCAUAUUCGCCGGGCUGGUAUUCGUGCCGCUGACCCAGCCCUACCUGCACGAGUACGGCCCUGACUGGUUCAACAGCAGCCCCCGCCGGCUGUGCGAGCGGGCCUUGAGAGACAUCCCCAAGAAACCCAGCCAGCAGAUCGUGAUUCUCAGCAGGGUGCUGGCAGACGAGGUCAACUCGGGCUUUGAGAGGCUGGCAGAGCUGCAGGUCAAGCGUGUCAACGGCAGGGAGGUGGACAGCUUGAGGCAGCUACGCGACGAAGUGCUACAGUGCACAGACGGCUUCGUCAGAUUCGAUUUGGAGGACGACCGGGUGAUUGCUGUCAGCGUGUCUGCAGCGAAGAAGGCAAGUGCGCAGAUCCUCCGGCGUUAUCGCGUGCCAUGUGCGUCCUCCUGGGACCUGCAGCAGGGGGAGACGGAGGAAGAGAAAGGGGAGGAGGCGGAGGUGCAAGCAGGAGCGUCCUGAGCUGAGCCAGAGGCAGGAGGAGGAAACAGGGGGUGUGUGGGGGAGAGGGAGAGCGCCGUCCUGGAACCUGCAGCAGGGAGACUUAAUGGGGAGUUGAGGUUCAAGUGGGGCCUUCUUGAACAAUGUCAUGGGCAGCAAGGGGAAAAGGGGGGAUGGGUUGUCGGGGAGGGUGAGCGUCCUCCUGGGACCUGCAGCAGGGAGUGCUAGCGGGGGAGUUAGGGGGGAAGGUGGAGAUUCAAGCAAGGCUUCUUGAAACGAGUAGCCAGGAGGGCAAUGGGGAGGGAUGGAGCUGUGUAGUGGGGGUUGAGGAAUGCAGGGUGGGGGGUGGGGGUUGGGGGAGGAGAAGCGCAGAUCAUCCCUUUGGGACCUGCAGCAGGGAGUUGCAGCAGGCACUUGGGGUAGAACUGGAGGCCUUAGCAGGGACUCCUGUCAGGGUAAGGGGUGGGGGUGGGGGAAAGCCCACAAACGGAAGGCCCAGCGACUGGGAGUCGCAGUGAGAAAGUGGGGUGGAAUCAAAGGCCCAAGCAGGCGCUUCCAGGUAGUAAGGGUUGCGGGUGGGGAAAGCCCAAUAGUGCAUCCUGUUACGAAAGGCAGCAGGUAGAGUCGGGAGAGGAAUGCCCCGAGUAAAUAAAUACGAGCCCAGACAUGAGCCAGGCCAGGACUCCGUAACUGUGUCGACAUGGCCAAGAAUGAAUACUACGUAGGGCUCAGCCAAUCUUGGAGAAAGUUUUAGUGGAGUCUCAGCAUGGGACGCUUGCCUGCAGCACAUUUGGUCCUAGAACCGCUACUACGGUUUACAAAAAUGACUCGAUUUUUCCGACUGGUUUACACCGUACAGCCUUUCAGGUAGUGUACCAGGGUUGGCUAAGGAC
Molecule: messenger RNA, 3644 nt
Organism: Closterium sp. NIES-67
Lineage: Eukaryota; Viridiplantae; Streptophyta; Zygnematophyceae; Desmidiales; Closteriaceae
Source: the annotation of a GenBank genome assembly